AUGAUGAAUUCGAGUGGUGCCAUGGAAAACGAUGUGAACGCGACACCUAUGGAAACGGAUGAUGAAAUCGAACAAUUUGUGGCUCAAACUACCAACAUUGAAAUGACGCCAACGGGAAUCACACCCAACAUCAAUCUGCCCGUUUCGUCAGUUGCACCUAUUUUAAACCCUUCAUCGCCGUCAGUAGCGGUUCUCAAUAACAAACCGCCCACGACGUCAGUAACUCUCAACAAUCUACUGGUACCACAAGUCGCACCACUCAUCAGUUCGACUAUAUCGACAAACGCUCCACUUAUCAAUCCGUCCAUGUCUCCAAUCGUACAUGCAAGUCACGCGCCAGUGUCCACUGUCACGUCUCUUAACAGCACUCCAGUGUCAACAAUAGCUGUGCUCAAUAAUCCUUCAGUAGUGACUACCACCCAACAAAAUAUUCAGCAGCAGCAACAACAACAACUCCAACAGCAAUUACCUCUACAACAGAAGCAACAACUACCGACUCAACAACAACAAAUCCAACUCCAGCAGCAGCAACUACAACAAAUGCAACAAAAACAACUAUUAAUACAACAGCAACAAAUAAAACAUCACCAACAACAACAAAUAAAACAGCUACCGCAACCACAAUUACUACAACAACUUCAACAACAACCACAGCAACAUCAACAGCCGCAACAACAAUCAACUCAGCAGCAGCCCCAGCAACAGCCCCAACAACUUCAACAACAACAACACCAACAGCUACAGCAACAACAUCAACAGCUACAGCAACAACAAACAUCUCAGCAGCAGCAACAACUAACAUCUCAGCAGCAACAACUACCGCAACAACUAACGUCUCAGCAGCAGCAACUACCGCAACAACUAACGUCUCAGCAACAGCAGCAACAACAACAACUACCGCAACAACAACAAGCAGCACAGCAACUACCGUCACAGCAGCAGCAACAGCAACAGCAGACAAUACAGCAACUACAACCACUAGUGACGCAACAACAACAAUUACCGUCACAGCAACAACAACAGACAGUGCAGCAGCCACAACAACAACAAAUGGUUCAGCAACAAUUACCAUCACAGCAACAGCAACAGCAACAGGAAUUGCCACAACCACCACAACUUACCAUUAAAAGCUUGAUUAAUGCAGACAGUGCAGCUCAGCAGCAACUACCGCAACAACUAACGUCUCAGCAGCAGCAACUACCGCAACAACUAACGUCUCAGCAACAGCAGCAACAACAACAACUACCGCAACAACAACAAGCAGCACAGCAACUACCGUCACAGCAGCAGCAACAGCAACAGCAGACAAUACAGCAACUACAACCACUAGUGACGCAACAACAACAAUUACCGUCACAGCAACAACAACAGACAGUGCAGCAGCCACAACAACAACAAAUGGUUCAGCAACAAUUACCAUCACAGCAACAGCAACAGCAACAGGAAUUGCCACAACCACCACAACUUACCAUUAAAAGCUUGAUUAAUGCAGACAGUGCAGCUUUGUUAACAAAAACACGUUUGCGUGAACUAGUCAAAGAAGUUGAUCCAAAUGAACAGUUAGAAGAAGACGUAGAAGAUCUUAUGUUGCAAUUAUCUGAUGAUUUUGUCAAUGAAUUAGUCAAAGCAGCGUGCGUAUUUGCUAAACACAGAAAAUCAAAUAUUGUUGAAGUUAAAGACGUCCAAAUUUACUUAGAACGGUACUUAAAUAUGUGGAUACCUGGUUUUGGCACUGAUGAAUUGAAACCGUAUAAGAAAGCACCAAUUACUGAAGCCCAUAAACAACGAACAGCGCUUAUCAAGAAAGUUGCUAGUAAAAAAUACUAAUAUAAAUAUUAAUUUAAUACAUGUCACCAGCACUACUGUUCAGAAUUUCUUCAACAUUUAUUUUUGGUUGUUUAAAACACCAUUUAAGGAAUAUUUAAUAUAAAAUUGGAUGAAUGUAAGACUUACUCUAAUAAUAAAACAAUA
Melanaphis sacchari is the source of this 1971-nucleotide messenger RNA. RefSeq lists its product as uncharacterized. The record is from RefSeq and is a predicted model, not a curated record. Lineage: Eukaryota; Metazoa; Arthropoda; Insecta; Hemiptera; Aphididae. Gene Ontology annotation, molecular function: TBP-class protein binding; DNA binding; protein heterodimerization activity. Gene Ontology annotation, cellular component: transcription factor TFIID complex; SLIK (SAGA-like) complex; SAGA complex. The coding region runs from base 1 to 1827 and encodes 608 amino acids. Gene Ontology annotation, biological process: DNA-templated transcription initiation; RNA polymerase II preinitiation complex assembly. The transcript is spliced from 7 exons.